CGAUGUUCCGUGCCUGUCGAUGCGGCAAGGUGGCUUCCCCAGCUCUGAGAUUUGUCACUUCCGGCACGCCGAAAGCGGCAGACUUCGCAGCAGAUGCAACAAGCAAACGGGCAGACACUGGUUUGAGUGAAAGUCCAGUGGCGGUGGCAACUCGACUUAUCGUGCAGCAAUGUCGAUCUGCGUUGUGGCAGAAUGCCAUUCAACACCUCACAGAGUUGUCCGAAAUGAUCACGCCAGAUGUGGUGUGUUUCACUGCAGUAAUUGGUAUUUGUUCAAAAGCCUCUGCGUGGCAACAGGGACUGUUACUGCUGCGCUACAUGAGCAAGGUGGAGGUGUCUCCCAACGUGGUCACUUACAACUCGUUGCUGGCCGCUCGAUCCAACGCUUCCUGGCGCUGGGCGCUGGCGCUGCUGAGUGAAAUGGAAGAGGUCAAGCUGCAACCGGACCAAGUGACAUACAACACCACCCUGGUGGCUCUCCGCAAAGCUGGAUUAUCUCGACAAGCGCUGCGCGCGAGCGACAAGCUGGUGAAACCCAAUGGCGCCGAUGCCUACACGUACUGUGCUUUGAUCAGUGCAUGCAAGAAGACUGCAAAGUGGGCGAAGGCAUUGAACCUUGUGGCCGAUGCCAUGCGCAGAUUUUCCAAGCUGAACAAGUUUGUCUUGAGUGCAGGCAUCGCCGCCUGCGCCCGGGGCUUGCAGCCGCAGCAUGCCAUGCGCCUGCUGCACCUCGGCCAUGGCCAUGGUGGAGGUCCUGACGCCAUUUCCCGCGAUGCGGCCGUGACGGCCUGCGCUGCCACGUUUCUGUGGGCUGAAGCCUUGAGUCUCAUCGAUGCAGCUCCAGGGGUUCAAAGCCUAUUGGGUGCUGCCUUUGCCACUGCCAGUUCCUCAAGUGCGCCUGAGUUGAUCGCAGCAAGAGUGACAGCGGCAGCGCAGAAGAGAGCCAGCAAAGAACUUCUCCGACGAACCAAAGAUGAUGGCACAUGGCACGAUGCAAUAUUGGCUGAGUCCCUUGUGAACUACACUCGUUGCACCAGAAACUUCAUGCAGGAGAGAGCACGGCUCUUGCGAAUGCUGCGGGCUUACGUCUUGGUGCCCGUGCUGUCACAGCUGCGAGGUGGUCUCUCUUCUGACACAAACAUCGACGUGCUGCAGCAGCAAUAUGCUUUUGGAGGACUCUGCAAGGAUCUGGCCCUUCAGCUGGGUGUAGAGUAUCCAGCCCGUCGACUGCCAUCGGAGUGGAUGGGGCCCGAAGCGUUGGCUGCGUGGAGACGGCCCAGUCGAAACUAUGGAGUUGUGCUUCCACGCGAGCCCGUGGCACAGGAACUCUUUGUUUGCCUAGACUAUUCCAUUUUUCCCCGUGGAAAGCGAUGUGCUCAACAUCUUCACGUCAGCUACAUGGCAGACCGCUCACGGACAUAGGUGUGGCCAUGGCUGUGGCUUCUGGUUCCCGACCUUCAAGGCUGACACGGCUUGUCCAAGCAGAUCUUCGACCUGGUAGUAGUAGACCACCUGCUUGGUCCUUGGAGCUUCAAAUGUAGCAUCUUGGAGUCCCGAGAGCCAUUGUACUCCCUCCCUACUUGGAGCUGAAAAGAGAGUUGAAGGGCUGAGAACAGGAGAUGGAAGCGUUGAAGAACGAAGAGUCACAUCUGCAAAAUUUGCAAUGACUUUGAAAGAGAAAAAAGGGCGGUUUUUAGAAGUCAAAAUUGUUUGACGUGGCCGCGUGGCUAACUCCAGGAUUCCUGGAUUCCAUCGGCUUGCGAAACAUCACCAGAGAAAGAGUCUGGGAUGGUCAUUCACCUGGCUGCCCAGAUCUUCCCAGCCUCUCAUCUUUUGCGCAAAA
Messenger RNA from Cladocopium goreaui, 1842 nucleotides. The record is from the annotation of a GenBank genome assembly. NCBI's taxonomy places the organism in Eukaryota, Dinophyceae, Suessiales, Symbiodiniaceae.